Messenger RNA from Oncorhynchus tshawytscha (Chinook salmon), 2522 nucleotides. RefSeq names its product CDKN2AIP N-terminal-like protein. Bases 741 to 1166 code for a protein of 141 amino acids. The record is from RefSeq and is a predicted model, not a curated record. The transcript has 3 exons. Lineage: Eukaryota; Metazoa; Chordata; Actinopteri; Salmoniformes; Salmonidae.
GAGAACAAAAUCCUAUUUACAAUGACAGCCUACCUCAGCCAAACACGGACGACGUUGAGCCAAUUGUGCGCCACCCAAUGGGACUCCCAAUCACUGCCGGGUGUGACGCAGCCUGGAUUGGAACCAGGGCCUGCAGUGACGCAUUAUGCACUAAAAUGUAGUGCCACUCGGGAGCCUUAAAACGUAACUGUUUAAUGCAGCCAUGCAGGUACAGUGGCUCCCAUAUGACAGAUACGGUGAGUCUAAAGGAGCACACAACAAAAAUAUACAAGGGCUACAUAGCGAACAUAACAAAUACAACGGUUUAUUAUGGAUUCUCAUGACAAUUAAGUUGGCAUACACUACGCAGUGUAUGUGAAUUUACGCGUUUUACUCUCGCACGCAAGUUUUGACAUGGUUUCGGCUUAACAGUGAAGAAGGUGGACUUUAGCAUUUAUUGCGCAAGUAAUACAUUGAACUACUCAAACUAAUAAAAAAUCUAAGAAGCUAGAUAUCAUUGAAGGCAGCAAAAUGCUUUCUGGAUCUCCAGGACAGGCGACAUUGUUACAGGGAAUACUGAAUGAAGAGGCCACCCCUCCCAGGUUCCUGAGCCCGUGUAGGGAUCUGAGUAUACCUAUUAAUCCGACUGAAGGAGUAACGUUUUUGUUUACUUUAGAAAUUUAGAAGUAUCUUUUUUUUCACCUUUCCCUUAUCCCUGUUAUUUUGAGUAAACGUUUAUCAGUUUUCACCCCAUCCAGUAGAUGGCAGACCGCCGGAAUACCAUAGUAGGAAGAGCUUCCUGCCUUCCGUUCUGCUUCUGCUACAAUCAUUUUUGUGUUAGGAAGUCUUGUGUACUUGUCGAAAUGGCCGAGGGUGAUAUCGAAGAAUUCAUUGAACAAAACAGGCAUUUGUCCGAGCUUGUAGAUACAUAUCGUGGUAUCUCCGAAAGUGAAAAACAUUGGAAGGCCAGGAGGGCAUUCCUAUUCAGAAAUAUAAACGACUUUGAGGACCCACACAUUGACCAGCUGCUUGCUUUGUCCAUGGUAUGGGCCAACAACGUGUUUCUUGGCUGUCGAUACAGUCCAGACCUCUUGGAGAAAGUGAAUGAAAUGGCUGAAGGAAUUGUUGUGGAGGAUGCCCCUGUUUUCAAAACCAGAGAUGAGAUCAUGAAAAAUCAGAAACGAUGAUUGGAUGACCUGCUCCGUUAUGGAUGGAUUACAUUACUGUCCAACUUUACUCAGCUGCAUAUGGUUUUAAAAUGUUAUUUUAAUAGCAUGCAAGCUUCUUACAGUUUGUUGUUGUGUAUUACAACACAUGUAACACAAGCUAAACAUUUUAUACAUUAAAGUAAUUUUAGGUAACUUGCCUGAUUCAAUAUCUAAAACUUGAGGCCCAUUAUGAGAAUAAAAUGGGUGGGAAAAUGUUGCAAGAACAAAGCAUGGUAAUGUCAGGAAUAUGCCGUGUGAGUUAUGCUUUUUACAUGUUCAAUCAAAGUCCGCAGCUGUGCAUCUGAUUCAAAUACCAUUUUUGAAGGGGUCCAGAAAAGGGCUUUCCAUUUGGUCUUCACAUACUCAGUUCUCCCAAAUUACCCCAGGGUGAACAUUGUACUACCUUGAUUCCUCCCCUUUGCCUCCUCAAAACACAUUGAACCAGAGGGGAUAAACCUCAGAUCUUCUGCGCCAAUGUGCGUUCUACAGUUAGUGCUGGGAUGUAGUUAUGUCCAAAUUGUGGGACACUGAAAACCUUUUUGCAACAAAGUUUCUAUUAAACAAAUUCAGAUAGGUCUGUCCCCGUUCCGUAUAAGAAAGACUUGACAACUGACAAUGAAUACACUCCAGGGGUGUAUUCAAUUACAGAAACCAUUUAAGAACCAAACCGAGCAUACGAAACAGGGAGGGACCUACCUGAAUUUGUCCUGUGAGCCAAAAUUGUGUUCUCCGUUGCAAAAUGUUUUGCAAUAGAAUCAGCGUAAUGGAAGGACCUACUUGAAUAUGUUCAAGAGAAGCUUGUUUUGCUCCGUUUGGUUAUGAAUUCACCACACACAUCAGGCCCAUUGGGCAUUAAGGGGAACACUACCUCUGGUUGCACAUUCCCACAGAUCCCCGGUCUGCUAGCUGGUAUGUAUUUGGCUCUUGGGAGGUUCCUGGUGGCCUGCUACUCCCCAUUGAGGAUGCAGGGAUGAGGAUUAUUUACCCUAGUCCCAUCAACUCUGGGCCUCAACCAGUUCCACUCCUUUUUUCAUUGUUCCCCUCUAAUCAGAGACUGAUUUAGACCUGGGACACCAGGUGGGUGCAAUUAAUUAUCAGGUAGAAAAGAAAACCAGCAGGCUCUGGACCUUGUAGUUUAAGAGUUGAAUAUCCCUCCACAUAAUACACAAUGCCACAGCUGCACGCAAGUAAAACAAAUGAGCUGAAAUCAAAGUCUGAAAAAUGUGUUUUAUGUUUAUACAGCAUAUAAGUAUACAUUGUUUUGUUUUUAGAGUAAAUUCACAAAUGUAUAACACAUCCCUUCUCCUAAGGUGAAAUAAACCAUGAGCUACAAUA